AUGCUUGCGGCAAUGGGGUACCAGCCAGGACAGGGGCUGGGCCAGGCGGCCUCCGGACCCAGAGAGCCAGUGCCUCUCACGCUGAAGCAGGACCGUCUGGGACUGGGACGCCCAAGUCAGAGAGCCCUGAAGCGGGCGAGGAGGGAGGAGGCGGGGGCCGCUCAGCCUGCCAUGGCGCCUGUGCAGCUGCCAGAUUCGAGCUCUUUUCUCAGGCAAGCAGCGGCCAGGGUGGCCGCUGGCAGGGCAGCGGCGCAGCUGCGGCGUGCCCAACAGGCUUGUGAAAAUCUUGACUCCGCUGCUGGCGUCGGCAAUCGCCACGGGUUCUGGCAGACUCGAGCUGCGGCAGAGGGCCCCGAUGCCACUGCCAUGGUCGGGAGUGCCCCUGUGCUGCUGGAAGCGGAUGUGACGCCUCAGCUGGGUGAGGUGCUGCAAUACCUAAGGACACAGUACUGGUACUGCCUGUACUGUGGCACCGCAUAUGAGAAUGCAGCCGACCUGGCGUCCCACUGUCCGGGACCCUCUGAAGCAGAUCAUGCUGACAUGUGA
Messenger RNA from Auxenochlorella protothecoides, 546 nucleotides. RefSeq names its product G patch domain-containing protein 11. Gene Ontology annotation, cellular component: kinetochore. The record is from RefSeq and is a predicted model, not a curated record. NCBI's taxonomy places the organism in Eukaryota, Viridiplantae, Chlorophyta, Trebouxiophyceae, Chlorellales, Chlorellaceae. The coding region runs from base 1 to 546 and encodes 181 amino acids. The transcript has 2 exons. Gene Ontology annotation, molecular function: nucleic acid binding.